AAGCAGGAAAUUAGGUUAAUUUUGUAGCUCAUUAUGUUCGGGUUUGGAAAACUUUGUUUUUCGCGUCCGCUUGGUUAUGAAGAAAAACAAGAAAAACUCUACCGUGUUGAGAAGACAAAAGCUGAGAAAAAGAUGAAGAUUCUGGACAAGCUUCUUUCUCGUCAAGCCGCAAAAAAUCAGCGCCAUUGGCAGUUUGAAGUUUUUGGGUGUCACGAGAUGAUCGGAAUUUACUCAAAUCCAAAAAACUUCGAUAAAAUCUCAAUUGAGGAUCGUUGUAAAGGACUUCAGCGCCUGAACAGAGAAAUGUGCCACUAUGAAGAACAAAUGCUAAAGACAAAGCUUGCAACGAUCCCCUGGAUCAUGGAGAAGUGGCGCAAUCACCAGGAGAACAGGGAUCGAAGACGUUCAGAAGUCCGUCAGCAGAAAGAGUAUUUUCGUCGCAUCGAUGCUCCACCAUCGCGCAGGACGGUGUAAAACAAUAAAUACAGAUAUUCAGAGAUUCCGUUAAAGACUUAUAACUCAUUGUCAAAUACUUUGUAACCCUUUGACACAUAUUUACCAAAGCUCACUUGUUCCCUGUCCGAUGUCUUUUUUGAUCUUGACAAAAUGUAUCUCCCAUCUUUUAAAAUCCCCCGGACAACAUUUCAUUUUCCUAAUAAAAUAUGUUAUUGUUA
This is a messenger RNA of Caenorhabditis elegans, 674 nucleotides long. RefSeq lists its product as uncharacterized. The transcript is spliced from 3 exons. The coding region runs from base 34 to 474 and encodes 146 amino acids. The record is from RefSeq and is marked reviewed. Lineage: Eukaryota; Metazoa; Nematoda; Chromadorea; Rhabditida; Rhabditidae.